Hibiscus syriacus is the source of this 693-nucleotide messenger RNA. RefSeq lists its product as uncharacterized. The record is from RefSeq and is a predicted model, not a curated record. Gene Ontology annotation, cellular component: cytoplasm. Gene Ontology annotation, molecular function: ubiquitin protein ligase activity. Bases 1 to 693 code for a protein of 230 amino acids. Gene Ontology annotation, biological process: protein ubiquitination. NCBI's taxonomy places the organism in Eukaryota, Viridiplantae, Streptophyta, Magnoliopsida, Malvales, Malvaceae. The transcript has a single exon.
AUGGCAUUCCGUUACUCCCUGAAUAUCAGUCAUGAGUACAAGAGUUGUCCACAACCUGUUCGUUCUAUGAACCUACCUCGUCUUCUUCACUUGGAAAUACAGAUGCGUUACGCUUCAUCUCUUUACCCGGAGAUAACCUUGCAAACCUUCAAUCGCACCACCAUUGGUUAUCAUGACCUGUUUUUAUCCGAAGAAAAUGCUCGUAACGCCAUACAAUCCAUGAUCGCCGAGUCGGGAGCGACCCCAGAAUUCAUCGAUACUGUCCUUUUUCCUGAUAUCUUGUCUUAUGCACGCCAUGCCGAUGGUUUGCCGAUGAACGUCUUUGAACGUCAAGUAAUGAAGUUGAGAGUCGAGCUACACGUUGAGGUGGAUUCCGAUGACGUCAUCGAAUUGGAUGAGUUGGUUGAUGAAUCGAUGGCGAGUUCGGUAAACUUCACGCCUGCGAGUACGUCGUCUAUUAAGGAUUUGAAAAGGGUCAAAUAUAGGGCCGAUGACUACGAAGAUGAAGGUUAUAUUCCGUUGAAGAAGAGGAGAAAAUUGAGAGAGGAUUCGAGUUCAAGGGAAGAAUGCGUCGUCUGUUUGGAUGAGUUCUCCGACCAGGACGAGGUUUCUUCAAUGCCGUGCGGCCAUGUUUAUCACUACGAUUGCAUUGUGGAGUGGUUGAAAACAAGUCAUUUAUGUCCGUUGUGUUGA